Molecule: messenger RNA, 1470 nt
Organism: Aspergillus nomiae NRRL 13137
Lineage: Eukaryota; Fungi; Ascomycota; Eurotiomycetes; Eurotiales; Aspergillaceae
Gene: trm61
Product: tRNA 1-methyladenosine methyltransferase subunit GCD14
Exons: 1
Coding region: 1-1470 (489 amino acids)
Biological process (GO): tRNA methylation
Cellular component (GO): nucleus; tRNA (m1A) methyltransferase complex
Source: RefSeq, a predicted model, not a curated record
AUGCCUUCCCCCUUCCUAACUCCCGGCGCUCAGUCGCAACUCGACAGUCUUGCUCUUCUUCAACUGCGCAGAGAUCAGACGAUCCCGACGAUUCUCCAACUCCAUGACGAAAAGAACGCAGGGUAUAAGGAAGGAAAAGUCACCAACACCCGCUUCGGCUCAUUUCCGCAUAGCACGCUUUGCGAUCAACCAUGGGGUUCACAGAUCAUCGCAUCCAAGGUAGACACGGGAUCACGGGGCCGCACGCAGCCCAAGAAGUUGAAGCGGAAAGCGGACGAGCUGGAUUCGUCCACCCAGGCCGAAGAUAAGCCUUCUCCGCAGACCCCAGUAGCAGCCUCCAGCGGUUUCCUCCACCUCCUUUACCCUACGCCGGAACUGUGGACCGCGUCGCUUCCGCAUCGUACUCAAGUCGUUUACACACCGGAUUACAGCUACAUCCUCCAUCGGUUACGCGCGCGCCCCGGAAGCACCGUAAUUGAAGCUGGAGCUGGAAGUGGCUCUUUCACCCAUGCGUCUGUGCGGGCAGUGUUCAAUGGAUACCCUUCAGAUGAUCAACCGAUGAAAAAGAGAAGACUUGGCAAGGUUUGCAGCUUUGAAUUCCACGCGCAGCGGGCAGAGAAGGUUCGCGUGGAGGUGAACGAGCAUGGCCUCGACGGGCUUGUGGAGGUAACACACCGUGAUGUUUAUGAGGAUGGCUUCCUCCUCGGGGACCCAAAGACGGGCAAAUCGCCAAAGGCAAAUGCGAUCUUCCUUGAUUUACCUGCUCCUUGGCUAGCUCUUAAGCAUCUCGUUCGCAACCCACCCGAGGGCACGGAAUCACCGCUUGAUCCUACAUCACCGGUCUAUAUAUGUACAUUCUCUCCCUGUCUUGAACAGGUACAGCGCACUAUCAGCACACUCCGCCAAUUGGGAUGGUUGGGAAUCUCAAUGGUGGAAGUCAACAACCGCAGAAUCGAGGUCAAGCGAGAACGGGUUGGAUUAGACUACGAAAAUAUUCGCGGAACAGUCGUCUUCCCAAAAUCUGUCGACGAAGCGGUUGAGAGAACGCGCUCUCUUGAGGAACGCGCCCAGUUGUUCCGUGCAACUCAGAAUCAAAGUGACGGCGACAGUACCCCUGCCCCUAAAGCUGAAAACGAGACAAAGGGCGGCGAUUCUACUAGCAAAACCGAGACUGAUACGCCCGCUCGCCAGCAAGCAUCUGAGGUCCCAGUAUAUAAACAAGGUCGUGUGAUGACCCGGUCAGAAUUAGACCUCAAAAAUCAUACAUCCUACCUCGUCUUUGCCGUUUUGCCUCGGGAAUGGACGGAGGAGGAUGAAAAGCACUGCCGUGAGAAGUGGCCGUCAAACCGGGUACAGGAACCGCAGGGACCACAAAAGAGUAAGAAGCAACUGAAAAGGGAAUCAAAGGAGCAACGCGACCUGCAAAAGAAGGAGCAAAGGCAACCAGAGACCGAGUCUCAAAAGGAAUAG